This is a messenger RNA of Aspergillus vadensis CBS 113365, 777 nucleotides long. RefSeq lists its product as uncharacterized. Bases 1 to 777 code for a protein of 258 amino acids. The record is from RefSeq and is a predicted model, not a curated record. Gene Ontology annotation, molecular function: 8-oxo-dGDP phosphatase activity. NCBI's taxonomy places the organism in Eukaryota, Fungi, Ascomycota, Eurotiomycetes, Eurotiales, Aspergillaceae. The transcript has a single exon.
AUGACCCUCCUCACACCUCCCACCGCAACCGCCUCCACCCGCACCGCCAUCCUCCUCCCCACCCUCCAGCAACUUGCCUCCCACGGCAUCCUCCGCGGCUGGCGUAACGAGACCUUCCCCCUCUAUGGGCCAGACGGGACCAUCAUCCUGGAAAUAGAACGCGCCGCAAGCGCCCUCUUCGGCAUAGUAACCUACGGCGUGCAAAUGCUCUGCUACACCGACGACGAAGUCUCCAGCACGCCGCACCUCUGGAUCGCCAAACGCUCCUCCCUUAAACAGACCUACCCCGGCAUGUUAGACACCACUGCCGCGGGGGGGCUAAGUACGAGGUUGCCACCGAGGGAGGCCAUCAUGCGGGAGGCGAGCGAGGAGGCGGGAAUCCCAGAAGAGUUGAUGCGGAGGGAGAUGAGGUUUGUGGAUCGGAUUUCGUAUUUUCAUGUUAAGAAGGAGAACGUUGGCGGGAUAGGGAUGGUGGAGCUGUUGCAGCCCGAAGUGGAGUAUUUGUAUGAGUUGAGGCUGGGGAAGGAGGUGGUUCCAAGUCCGGCAGAUAGUGAAGUGGAGGAUUUUAGGCUGUGGGGGGUACAGGAGGUGAAGAAGGCGCUAGGGGAGGGGAGGUUUAAACCGAAUAGUGCGGUGGUGGUGGUGGAUUUCUUGCUCAGGCGGGGGUUCUUAGAUGGUAGUAACGACGAUGGGGAGAGAAUUCGGCGGAGGUUGCAUAGGGGGUUGGAUUUACCGGUGGUAGAUCAUGAGGAAGAGUAUAGUAGUGUUCCAAUAUAG